AUGAUAAGUAGAUUUACUGGUGCUUCAAGAAGAUCCUCCUCUUCAUCCUCAUCCUCUCAUUCUUCUUCUCACCAAGUUCCACCCACACAACAACAAACUAGAAAUUACUCCACCUCAUCCACUCCACAACAACAAGCUAGACCUCAACAACAAACCACAACCCCACCACCACCACAAUAUCAACAAGCUCCUGUUCAAAGCGGAGGUUCUGGUAUUAUGGGAAAUAUUGUUUCCACGGUUGCUUUAGGUACUAUGAUCGGACAUGCUAUUUAUGAGUUCAGUUUCUAA
Molecule: messenger RNA, 288 nt
Organism: Naegleria fowleri
Lineage: Eukaryota; Heterolobosea; Eutetramitea; Acrasida; Naegleriidae
Exons: 2
Coding region: 1-288 (95 amino acids)
Source: RefSeq, a predicted model, not a curated record